CAGACGACUACAAACUAUACACUACCUAUUCUACCAGACCAUCACAACAAAAUCAGCAACCUUUCAACAUGCCCCGCAAAUCUAUUCUCUCCGUAAACGCGGGCUCCUCCUCCGUCAAAAUCACUUUCUACAGCUACACCAAAACCCCCAGUGUUAUCGCGACCGCACAAGUCUCCGGCAUCACCGCACCCCCCGCAACAUUCAAGUACAGCGUCGGCUCGAAGCAGAAGAAAGAAGAGCUGAAGGAGAAGAUCAGCUCAGGGCCAGACGCUUUCAAACUCCUGCUGCACCGCUGCUUCACGGACUCUGACCUCAAAGAUGUUGCUAGUGCCGACGACCUGGCUUAUAUCUGCCAUCGGGUCGUACACGGCGGCGACUUUGAGAGUCCUGUGGUGAUCAACGAGGAAACAUACCACCAGCUGGAGGACCUGGAGGAUUUGGCGCCUUUGCACAACUUCGCCGCGCUCGAAAUCGUCCGACUAUGCAAAAAGGAGCUCCCGAACGUCCAGAGCAUUACGUUCUUCGACUCCUCCUUCCACAAGUCCCUCCCUCCUUACGUGAAAACCUAUCCAAUCGACCAGGAAACAGCCAGGCGCAAUAAAUUGCGCAAGUACGGGUUCCAUGGGAUAAGCUACUCGUUCAUCCUGCGCUCGGUGGCUGAAUACCUGAACAAGCCGGUUGAGAAGACAAGCCUGAUUGCCCUGCAUAUAGGGAGCGGUGCGUCUGUGUGUGCGAUCAAGGAUGGAAAAUCCAUCGAUACUUCAAUGGGAUUAACACCCCUAGCCGGGCUACCAGGCGCCACACGCAGCGGCGAUAUCGAUCCAUCGCUUGUUUUCCACUAUACCAACGAGGCGGGGAAGCUCAGCCCUGCAAGUACCAAGGAGAUGCAUAUCAGCACGGCGGAAGAAAUCCUGAACAAGAAAUCCGGUUGGAAGGUCCUGACAGGCACAACAGACUUCUCUCAGAUCGCAGUCGAAGACCCGCCAAGUGAGCAACACAAACUCGCCUUCGACAUCCUUGUCGACCGAAUCGUCGGCUAUAUUGGCAACUACUACGUCAAGCUGGACGGGCAGGUCGAAGGGAUUGUAUUCGCCGGUGGAAUUGGCGAGAAGAGCGCGCUGCUGAGGAAGGCUGUUAUAGAGCAGACUCGAUGUCUUGGCUUUGCGGUUGAUCCGGAGAAGAAUCAGCAUGGGCCUGGAGACGACGAGACCGUAGUGGAUAUCACCGCCAGCGGGAGAUCGGAUGUAAAGAGGGUGUUUAUCUGCCAAACGGAUGAGCAGUUCGAGAUGGCGUACAACUGCACCAAGACGCAAGGUCUCGAUAAGCAGUAG
Aspergillus nidulans FGSC A4 is the source of this 1331-nucleotide messenger RNA. Its product is annotated as protein ack. Gene Ontology annotation, biological process: acetyl-CoA biosynthetic process. Gene Ontology annotation, molecular function: magnesium ion binding; acetate kinase activity; kinase activity. The coding region runs from base 69 to 1331 and encodes 420 amino acids. The transcript has 6 exons. The record is from RefSeq and is a predicted model, not a curated record. NCBI's taxonomy places the organism in Eukaryota, Fungi, Ascomycota, Eurotiomycetes, Eurotiales, Aspergillaceae.